UCUAGUCACGUGACUGCCGGAGCACUUCCACCACCCCUGAAAGAAUCGAGCAGUUUUGUAAACAACCGUGCCAAAAAAUUAAAAAAAAAGGUGUGCGACCGCGAGCCAACCACUUCCUCAGUGUCGAUCGAGCUAACACCGAAUCCUCGCGCUCACCUGUCCGGUAGACAGGCCGCCUCAAUGCAUCACAGAGGACCGAGAACGCAGCGGGGAUCAUGGAUGUGUACGAUCUGUUUAGUAGUUGCAGAAAGGGCGACGUGUGUAGAGUCAGAUACCUUGUUGAACAAAGAGACGUGGACCUCAAUGUAAGAGAUAAAUGGGACAGCUCCCCUUUGUAUUAUGCUUGUCUCUGUGGUCAUGAGGAGCUGGUCCAGUACCUGUUGGCUAAUGGUGCCAAGUGUGAAGCCAACACGUUUGAUGGCGAGCGGUGCAUGUACGGCUCUCUGAACGAGUCUGUUCGACGUCUGCUCAAAGACUACAAGUGCAUCAGUGUGCGCGCCAUGCAGCGGGACGACUUCAACUACUUUCUGCACAUGUUACUGGAGCAGGGUCCACACAGCGACGUCAAGUUCCUGGUUCACGGACAAAUAUUCACGGCCCACCGCUGCAUUCUCAGCGCACGCUCAGAGUACUUCACUGAUAUGUUGGAGAGCAAAUGGAAAGGGAAGACCUUGAUCACCCUCAAACACCCUUUGAUCAACCCUUCAGCCUUUGGAGCCAUUCUGCAAUAUUCCUAUACAGGACGAAUGGAUAUUGAUAUAAGCCUCGUGGAGGACUGCAGACGACUUGCCAAACAGUGCAAGAUGGAAGAUCUGAUGGAGGAGCUGGAGAAUAAGUGCAAACAGCUGUAUGAAUUUGUGUCCAACAAGCCGGGAAUCUGUGUGAAGGUUCUCAGCCUGGAUCCUCACAGCUGUCAACUUCAGGAGGAGAUGGCCCAGUUAGCCGACUGUGCACUUCCCACUGAACUAAGAGUUGGAUUUGGUGAACUUCCCUUUAACAGAGUCGACCGCUUCCCUACUUAUCCCGACAUCUGCUUCAGAGUCGACGGUUUCAACUUCUUGUGCCAUAAGGCGUUUUUCUGUGGGCGUAGUGAUUAUUUUAAAGCCUUGCUGGAGGACCACUUCAGUGAGGGAGAACAGCUGCAGUCCCAGCCCAGCACCCCAGUGAUUACUUUACACAACAUCUCCCAUGAAAUAUUCAUCCACGUCAUGUAUUACAUCUACACCGAUGACACAGAGCUAAUAACAGAGAUCGUGUUUGACGUGCUGUGCGUGGCCGACAUGUAUCUGCUGCCCGGGCUGAAGCGUCUUUGUGGGAAGACGCUCUCUAAGACGAUCUGCGAGGACAACGUUCUGUACAUGUGGAAGAUGGCGAAGCUUUUCCGUCUCUCCCGGCUGGAGGAUAACUGCACAGAGUUCAUGGCUAAGAUCAUUGAGCGGCUGGUGGAGCAGGCCGAGUUUGCAGAGAUCAUCAAAGAGGACGCCGCGUCUGUGGAGGAGCGACAGGAGACGGACUCCGUCCCCUUGGUGGACGAAAUCCGCUACCACAUCACCGGCAACUUGCAGACCUACAGCGCGAUAGAGGAGGCCAAUCAGAAACUGGAGGCCUUAGAGGAGUUGCUCUGCAGCAUCAAUAUUUACUGCUGAGGGGCUCGACGGGUUGCGGGUUUGAAGUUUUUAAGUUUUUAUGCUUUGGGAGGGGAUCUACGGUGGUGCAAACAUAGAGAGAGGAAACUCGUCUCCGUGGGUUUUAUUUUAUUUACAGUAUAUUGUACAGAAUAUAUAUAUUUUCAGAAGACUGUUGUGAUGCAUAUUCAGAGAACGCUCUUAAGGUGGAGUCUGCGAUUCUGGAGAAAUAUUGUUGAUGUUUGAACUCAACACCUGAACGAAUCCUUUACUUUGAAUUUAGCGGCCCUCUCACUUCCACUGUUUUCUCUUUAUUCAUCCAAGUCCUCCUCCCUGUCCUGUGCACGAGCAUGAGCAUGAGCGCCCCCUGUUGCCGAUUGUAUGUAUGAACACCAAUCUUUGACAAAGAGAGUACUGGAUUAGAAUCACUGACUGCACCUUUAAAUACUUUUUUAAGUAAGACAUAUCAAAAGACAUUUGGUAUAUAGCACCAAGUUCUGUUUGAGGACAUUGUGUAUGAUGUAUUUACACAAGCAUGGGUUUGUUUUAGGCAUCAUUUUGUAGCUGCUAGAAUUUAGACUAGCUGGUUAUUUAGCUCUUUUAAACUGUACUUUGGCCCCAACAAAGUUCAGCACCAGCCCUCAAUUUAUGCUCCAUGAGAUUUAAUUGUAAUGCUCUUAGAAAGCCAAACGAGUGCAUGUCACCAAUGCACCGACACGCACUCGAUAACUCUGGGUAAAAAGACGGAACGGUGGAGUAGAGGUUCAGUUCAUUCAUCCAGAAAAUGUUUUUAACCUCAAUUUUUAUGUUAAGUUACAUAGAAUAUAGUUUUAUUAUGUAUUUCAUGUGCAGAAGCAUUCAACUUUUAUCAUGGAUUUGAUUGAAUGUGGCGGCUGAACUUCGACCUGUUACGUUGCUCCUGUUUCACACUUUAUUACUUAUUGAUGCACUUAUUCCCCUUUAACAUUUUCCUCCCCUUUAUUUAAACCUUAAAUGGAAAAACUAAUUUCCUGAUGGCUUGUAUGCGACAAACCUCUCUUGACCAGUGUGCGCACAAGAAAAUAAAUCUGAAAUGUUUGCAUGUAAAAUCCACCAUCCCAAAAAAAUGGAAAGAUAACUGCUCCUGGUUUUGGCAAUUAAACGUGGUAUUGCAAGA
This is a messenger RNA of Anarrhichthys ocellatus (wolf-eel), 2781 nucleotides long. It is a transcript of the gene abtb1, whose product is annotated as ankyrin repeat and BTB (POZ) domain containing 1. The record is from RefSeq and is a predicted model, not a curated record. The transcript has 12 exons. NCBI's taxonomy places the organism in Eukaryota, Metazoa, Chordata, Actinopteri, Perciformes, Anarhichadidae. Gene Ontology annotation, cellular component: cytoplasm; ubiquitin ligase complex. The coding region runs from base 216 to 1646 and encodes 476 amino acids. Gene Ontology annotation, molecular function: protein binding.